This is a messenger RNA of Arabidopsis thaliana (thale cress), 1725 nucleotides long. RefSeq names its product heat shock transcription factor C1 (gene HSFC1). Gene Ontology annotation, biological process: regulation of DNA-templated transcription. Gene Ontology annotation, molecular function: sequence-specific DNA binding; DNA-binding transcription factor activity. The transcript is spliced from 2 exons. The record is from RefSeq and is marked reviewed. Gene Ontology annotation, cellular component: nucleus. Lineage: Eukaryota; Viridiplantae; Streptophyta; Magnoliopsida; Brassicales; Brassicaceae. Bases 390 to 1382 code for a protein of 330 amino acids.
GUCAAGCAGCUUAAAUCAUCUAUGACUUAAAAUUAUAAUUAAGAAAAAACAAUGCCUAAAUAUGCAUAUAUUUCAAAUGUAUCACAUAACUUGUGACAUAAGAAAAUAUAAACAAAACAAAAAGGGCAAAAAAGACCUGAAAGCUUAGAGGCACACCUGCAUAGGUCCCACAGUUCACUCGUGACACCGUAAAAGGCAAAACACGAACCCGCCACGUUAUCACAAAAAGCAAGCCACGUCAAUAUAGUCUCACUGUCAACUACACUUAACUUACUAUUUUCACAUCUCAUUUUCCUAUCUUUAUAUAAACCCUCCAGGCUCCUCUUUAAUUUCUUUACCACCACCAACAACAAACAUAUAAACCAUAAGGAAAACAGAGAAAGAGAGAGAUGGAGGACGACAAUAGUAACAACAACAACAACAACAACGUGAUCGCACCUUUCAUCGUGAAAACAUAUCAGAUGGUCAAUGAUCCUUCCACCGAUUGGCUCAUCACUUGGGGACCUGCUCACAACAGUUUCAUAGUCGUUGAUCCACUCGACUUCUCGCAACGAAUCUUACCUGCUUAUUUCAAACACAACAAUUUCAGCAGUUUUGUUCGUCAACUCAACACCUAUGGGUUUAGGAAAGUGGAUCCGGACCGGUGGGAGUUUGCGAACGAGCAUUUUCUAAGGGGACAGAAGCAUUUGUUGAAUAACAUAGCGCGUAGGAAACACGCGCGGGGGAUGUACGGUCAAGAUUUGGAGGACGGUGAGAUUGUGAGGGAGAUCGAACGGUUAAAAGAAGAGCAGAGGGAGCUAGAGGCAGAGAUUCAGAGGAUGAACCGGAGGAUCGAAGCGACGGAGAAGAGACCGGAGCAGAUGAUGGCGUUUCUUUACAAAGUCGUUGAAGAUCCUGAUCUUCUUCCAAGAAUGAUGCUCGAGAAAGAACGGACAAAGCAACAACAACAAGUUUCCGACAAGAAGAAGCGUCGUGUCACGAUGUCGACGGUGAAGUCAGAGGAAGAAGAAGUGGAAGAAGAUGAAGGGAGGGUCUUUAGGGUUAUGUCAUCAUCAACACCGUCGCCGUCAUCAACGGAGAAUCUUUACCGGAAUCAUUCACCGGAUGGGUGGAUUGUUCCUAUGACGCAAGGACAGUUUGGUAGUUACGAGACGGGUUUGGUGGCGAAGUCGAUGCUCUCGAAUUCAACGUCGUCGACGUCAUCAUCUUUGACGUCGACGUUUUCUUUGCCGGAGAGUGUUAACGGAGGAGGAGGAGGAGGAUGUGGGAGUAUUCAGGGAGAAAGAAGGUAUAAAGAAACGGCGACGUUUGGAGGAGUGGUAGAGUCAAAUCCACCAACAACACCGCCUUAUCCAUUUUCUCUGUUUCGAGGUGGCUUUUAGCGUUUAGCUUCACAUGAUAUAUGAUCUUUAGACUUUAUUAUUGUUAUAUUAUUAUUAUUAUUUAUUUUUUGUGUGUUUGUUCUUAAUUAUUUUAUGUAUAACCAAAAGAAAGAAAGAAAAUAAGGACAGAUCCAUAGUUGAGUCAGUAGUCAUCGUUUGUAGAAAGUUUUGACAGUAUAUAAUUUCUGAUUAUAUUUGUUAAAAGUUCAUAUGUUGACUUUGUUUUCCUUUUAAAAGUACUUUCAGGUGACUUGUGUAAUAUAUUCACACUUGUAAUAACAACAAUUUUGAUCUUCUUCACUACUUCAGUGUUUUGAUUUUUGAAUAAAGUAUUAUUGUAGCC